AUGUCUACAUAUUUGCACUACGACGCCCUCAUCCUGGGCUCAGGCCAAGCUGGCACACCCCUCGCCUCGCACCUCCGCUCCCUCAACCUCUCCGUGUGCCUCGUCGAGCGCGCCCACAUCGGCGGGUGCUGCGUCAACGAGGGAUGCACGCCUACGAAGACGAUGGUGGCGAGUGGAAGGAUGGCGUAUCUAGUUCGAAGAGCUACCGAGUAUGGCGUGCAUGACGGCGAGGGUACGCCCAGAAUUACGGUCGCCAUGCAGGAAGUUCGAGAAAGAAAGAAGGAUAUCGUGGAUAGUUUCCGCGGCGGUGGGGAGAAGAGACUUGAGGCUGCCGGGGUGGUUGUUGAAGCGGGGAGGCGCGGUUCGUGGGGAGAGGAGCGUGGAGGUUUGCGCUGGGGACGGGGGAAGAAGGUGGUUACUGCGGAGAGGGUGUUUGUGAAUGUGGGGUGUAGGCCUGCGAGACCUGAGGUGCCUGGUUUAGACGAUAUACCGCUGGAGAGGGUGCUGGAUUCUACGAGUAUACAGGAGUUGGGGGAAGUACCGGGGCAUCUUGUUGUCGUCGGCGGUGGGUACAUCGGGUUGGAAUUCGCACAGCUGUUCCGGAGGCUAGGCGCAGAUGUCAGCAUUAUCCACCGUGGUCCGGGGCUGCUGUCGAGGAACGACGAUCCAGAGUUGGUGCAGUGUAUGCAGCGGAUCCUUGAAGAAGACGGUAUCGACAUCAUUUUCUCCGCUACUUCCACCACCUUCUCAAACUCUCCCUCCUCCUCGGCAGAGGAAGCGCAUGAUUUACCCAUCCGCGUAACCACCCUCUCAGCCGGCGAAAAGAAAGACUUCCACGCAUCUCAUAUACUGCUAGCGACAGGUCGCGUCCCCAACACAUCCACCCUCAACCUCUCCUCCGCCGGCAUCUCAACCACCUCUUCAGGCUACAUCCCCACCUCCCCUUCUCUCCAAACGAACAUCCCGGGCAUCUACGCUAUGGGCGACGUAAAAGGCGGCCCAGCAUUCACGCACGUCUCCUACGACGACUUCCGCAUCUUAAAAGCACACCUCGCGGGCGAAACGGCGCGCACAACAGAAGACAGGACAGGCCUGGUGCCCAGCGUCGUGUACACAGAUCCACAGUUCGCGCACAUAGGGCCGAAAUGGGGGGAGUUGCCAAAGGGGAGGGGGUUGGUAAGUUAUAGCAUGCUCAAAGCUGUGAUCGAUCCCUCUACCAACAAGAUCAUCAGUUUCUCCGCCAUCGCCGUGGAGGCAGGGGAGAUUAUGGCGGUCGUGCAGAUGGCUAUGGUGGGCGGGUUGACGUGGAUGGCGGUGAGGGAUGCCGUGUUUGCGCAUCCGAGUUGGGCUGAGUGCUUGAAUAAUCUGUGGGGUGGGGAGAGGAAGGAGAUUUAA
Molecule: messenger RNA, 1395 nt
Organism: Didymosphaeria variabile
Lineage: Eukaryota; Fungi; Ascomycota; Dothideomycetes; Pleosporales; Didymosphaeriaceae
Exons: 3
Coding region: 1-1395 (464 amino acids)
Molecular function (GO): oxidoreductase activity; flavin adenine dinucleotide binding
Source: RefSeq, a predicted model, not a curated record